AGUUACAACGGAGACAAACACACGUUGUACCACAACAUUACAAAUCAAAACAUUUAUCGCCCGCUACUAUGAUUCGUCACCUUCUUCGUGAGUCUCUACCAUGCCCUCUACUUUAGGUUAAGCUGAAACGACUUUUCCCUUGACCAAUAACAAAAACGACUUUUCCACACUCUUGAGUACACCAUAAAUUGUCUUAGUUUCUUACAAACUCAACUACCUAAAUCAAAGCCAACAAAAAUAAAAAAUCUUCACCAUGUUCUUCAAGCUCUUCACCAUCUUCUUCUUAAGCUUCUUCUGGCAAUCCAUAAAGUCCUCUUCCAAAAUUCUCGACUUCGCUUAUAAUGGCUUCCACCCUCCACUGACUAACGUAUCCGUCCAAGGAAUUGCCACUAUCACACCUAAUGGUCUCUUGAAGCUAACUAACACAACCAUGCAGAGUACCGGUCACGCCUUCUUUACCAAAGCAAUCCGGUUCAAAGAUUCUCCAAACGGUACCGUCUCGUCUUUUUCCACUACCUUUGUCUUCGCUAUUCACACUCAGAUCCCCAUUGCACACGGCAUGGCCUUUGUCGUUGCUCCUAACCCUAGCCUCCCAUUCGCCAGCCCCUUACAGUACCUCGGUCUCUUCAAUGUAACAAACAACGGUAACGAUAGGAACCAUGUAUUCGCUGUCGAGUUAGACACGAUUAUGAAUAUCGAGUUCAACGAUACUAACAAUAACCAUGUUGGAAUCGAUAUCAAUAGCUUGAACUCGGUGGAAAGUUCUCCUGCUGGAUACUGGGACGAGAAAGACCACUUUAAUAAUCUGACUUUGAUCAGUCAUAAACGUAUGCAGGUUUGGGUCGAUUACGAUGGUCAUAGCCAUCGAAUCGAUGUGACGAUGGCUCCCUUCGGCGAGAAUAAACCUAGAAAACCGCUUGUUUCUACCGUCAGAGAUCUGUCUUCCGUUCUUUUGCAAGAAAUGUUCGUAGGGUUCUCGUCUGCGACCGGUAAUAUUGUGUCCGAAAUUUUUGUUCUUGGGUGGAGUUUCAGGGUGAACGGGGAAGCUCAGCCAUUGGCCUUAUCGAAACUUCCGAGAUUGCCUGUUUGGGAUCCAAAACCCACGAGAGUCUACAGAUUUUACAAGAACUGGGUGCCGUUGAUUUCCCUCUUGUUGAUUCCCCUCUUGCUUGUUAUCUUCCUCGUGCGCUUCAUCCUGAGGAGGAGGAGAAAGUUCGCAGAGGAGCUCGAAGAAUGGGAAACAGAGUUCGGGAAGAACCGACUAAGGUUCAAGGAGUUGUAUUAUGCCACAAAAGGGUUCAAGGAUAAGAACCUUCUUGGAUCAGGCGGGUUCGGGAGAGUUUACAAAGGUUUCAUGCCCAAGAUGAAGAAGGAGAUUGCCGUGAAAAGAGUCUCGAACGAAUCCAGACAGGGGCUAAAAGAGUUUGUGGCUGAGAUCGUGAGUAUUGGACAGAUGAGUCACCGGAACUUAGUCCCUCUCGUGGGUUAUUGCCGCCGGAGAGACGAGCUUCUUCUGGUGUACGAUUACAUGCCCAAUGGAAGUUUAGACAAGUAUUUGUAUAACCGUCCAGAGGUAACCCUCAAUUGGAAACAAAGGUUUAAAGUCAUUAAUGGUGUGGCCUCUGCCUUAUUCUACCUCCACGAGGAAUGGGAACAAGUGGUGAUUCACCGCGAUGUCAAAGCCAGCAACGUCUUAUUAGACGCGGAGCUCAAUGGGAGACUCGGGGAUUUCGGUUUAGCUCAGUUGUGUGAUCACGGGUCUGAUCCUCAAACCACGCACAUUGUUGGAACUUGGGGAUACGUAGCCCCCGAUCACAUCAGGACAGGACGGGCCACGACCGGUACUGAUGUUUUUGCAUUUGGGGUGCUCCUACUAGAAGUGGCAUGCGGUAGACGUCCUAUCGAGAUUGAUAACGAGACUGGUGAGAGGGUCGUGCUCGUGGAUAGGGUUCUUAGGUUUUGGAUGGAGGGAAACAUCUUGGACGCUAAGGAUCCGAAUCUAGGGUAUGAGUAUGACCAAAAAGAGGUCGAAAUGGUUUUGAAGCUAGGUUUGUUGUGCUCUCACCCCGAUCCACAAGCUAGACCAAGUAUCAGACAGGUGCUGCAUUAUCUAAGGGGAGAAGCAAUGUUACCAAAUUUGUCACCGUUGGACUUGCGUGGGAAUGGGAUGAUGUUGGGAAUCCAUCACGGAUCUAGUGAGUCAGGCAUGUUUACCAGUGGAUCUUCAGUUGCUUAUUCUCUACUCUCUGGCGGGAGGUGAUUUUCGUAUAUCAUAACGUUUUUAGAAUUUAAUUAUCUGCAAAAGAUAGAGUUUGUACGUACUUAUUAAUUCUUAUUGAUGUUCCAUUAAAGCGUGUGGUUAUCGAAGUAUAAUUAUGUAUCCACUUAUAAAUAUUUAGAGAUAUAUUUUCUUGGCUGA
Molecule: messenger RNA, 2419 nt
Organism: Arabidopsis lyrata subsp. lyrata
Lineage: Eukaryota; Viridiplantae; Streptophyta; Magnoliopsida; Brassicales; Brassicaceae
Product: L-type lectin-domain containing receptor kinase IV.4
Exons: 1
Coding region: 254-2260 (668 amino acids)
Biological process (GO): protein phosphorylation
Cellular component (GO): plasma membrane
Molecular function (GO): ATP binding; carbohydrate binding; protein kinase activity
Source: RefSeq, a predicted model, not a curated record